Molecule: messenger RNA, 296 nt
Organism: Dentiscutata heterogama
Lineage: Eukaryota; Fungi; Glomeromycota; Glomeromycetes; Diversisporales; Gigasporaceae
Source: the annotation of a GenBank genome assembly
AUGUCAUACCUUUAAUAUGCUUUCCAGGGUUCGUAAGUACAAAUGCGGGUGAUUUGCCUCAGUACUUACAUCCAUUAAAACGCUUUGCCAUGGCAUUCGGAUCAUCACCAGUUAUUGGUGCAAUAAAUAUCAUGUACCCCGUUUUAGAUGCAAAUAUUAAUGAUGGUGGUAAGUCUUUUAGAAAGUGUGAAGAAAUUAACGUUACCGGUCAAGCUGCGGAUAAAGAAUUUGCAAAAAAAUUUUGGGAAAAAUGUGAAGAGUUAUUAAGAAACUUUGAUCCAAACCUUUUGGAAUAA